This is a messenger RNA of Closterium sp. NIES-65, 1989 nucleotides long. The record is from the annotation of a GenBank genome assembly. Lineage: Eukaryota; Viridiplantae; Streptophyta; Zygnematophyceae; Desmidiales; Closteriaceae.
AUGGACCCAUCCGUGAGACGGGAUCCGGAGCUGGAGGGUUCCGCAGAGAGCUCGCUACCGCAGCCUGCGCCUGCCGGGCCUCGUCCGCGUCUCCCUGCGCACCCCUCCGCGAGCGAGCCCGUGCACCACUUCGAGCGGGUUCAAACGCUUCCCCAUCGUCCUGCCGCGCGCCCCGCCUCGCCGGAGUAUUCGUGGGCGCCUGCUCGUGUUGCGUCGAACCGCCCGGACGGUCAGCCGCGGCAGGAGCGCGGGUGCUCGCCUCUGCGGCACCCUCAACAGCCGCCCUCUCCUCGCCGCCCUUCUCCUGAGCGUCGCGAGCACUAUCAGCGCGGGGAGGGGGGUAAGCGUUCUCCUGCACGUCCUCGCUCCCCUCGCCGCCCAUCCCCUCGUGGUCAGGCAGGCCAGCGCUCACCGCGAGCGCGAUCCCCCGCGCAACGUUCUCCUCGGCGAUCUCCGGCGACGCGGGGGAGGGGGUCGCCUGGUCGUCGCUGGGAUUCGGGUCGCCGCGAGCAGUCCCCCCCGCGUCCACAUUCGGCUGGUUCCGGGGGACGGCGGGGCUGGCGGAAGGGCGGAGGGCGAGGCGGGAAUGGCAACCAGCCUGAUCCAGCCCUCGAUCAUGCUGCGGACACGUUCGUGGAGGUGGUGAGGCAGGCCCGGGCGAGUGGGGCGCCGACUCACGUCCAUAUUGAGGUGACCAAUGGUCCCCCCUUCGCCGCGGACCCAGGCCAGGACGCUCCUCUGCGUGCGCCGACGUUGCGCGAGUAUCAGCCCGCGCGUGAGGGGAGGGCUCAGUUCCGCACCCCCCGUCAGGUUCCCGGCUUCUCUGCGCCGCGCUUGGCUGUUGGCCGGACUCCUGGCUGGCCGGCAGCGUUUCCGCGCGAAGCGCAGACUGCACCUCUCCCCACUCGCGCGGGGAGAGACCCCAUGCUGACCAUGUGCCGGGUUCUGAAUCUGGCGGAGGCGUGCGAGGUGGUGGCGAACUUGCAGCUGGCGGUGUGUGGGGCCACGAGGAGCUUUCCGAGCAGUUUUGGUCCAGGGACCCGAGGAUCCUGCGUGACUUUGGCAGAAUCACUCGAGUCGCCGUUGGCACCCGUGUCGGACGCGCCCGCUGGGGUCUCUUGGGACCCUGCCACUGCUGCCACCGCUCAUGCCCAUCUGCACGUGAGGGGCGCAGAGGCUAGCACUGCUGCUGCUGCUGGUGGUGGCGGUAGUGCUACUAGUAUGCCUCCACCCCCACCACCACUGCUGGUGCCGGGUAGGGGGAGGGGGAGCGGGAGGGACGAAGGCCGAGGAGAAAAGCCCAAUGAUGGUGCUGCUGGUGAUGCUGGUGCUGAUUGGGAUGUGUUGAUUUCAUACCACAGAGACAGUGACGUUCAGCUGACCUACGUGGGCAUUAACGACGACCUCACACGCCCUCACAUGCGCUCCGCUACCAAAAUGCAGUCCACUCCAAAUCUCCACCUGGCUUCACGCUGCUCUCCCACAUGGCGCGAUGACCUGGCGACUGCUGUGCUGGCAGCACUGCCACGUCAUCACUCCUUUGGAGCCUGUCGCAACAACAUGCGGCCAAUCACAGAGCAGAAGGCACACCCUGGGUGCAGAUCGGAUCCAGACACGUGGCAAUCUCGCGCACACUGUGUAAUGUCCCGGUACAAGUUUGUACUCGCAAUAGAGGGAGCCGUACUCCCUGGAUACGUGACUGAGAAGCUCUUCAUUCCCCUAGAAGCCGGCUCUGUACCAAUCUACUAUGGAGCUCCAGAUGUCUUUAACUAUGCGCCUCCAUACUCUUUCAUCGAUUUAAGGGACUUCUCCAAUUUUACACAACUGGGUGCUCUUAUUGAGCGACUCAGUAGCAACACAAGUGAGUAUUUGGACUACCAUGCAUGGCGAAUCUGUGGCCUCCCUGGCAAUUACCAGCAUGCCACUGAGCUGGGCAUUAGAACCUUACCUUGUCGGCUUUGUGAAAUUGUUGCCAGAUGUAUACAUUAG